GUUUCCCCCCCUUCCCUCCCCCGCCCCCGGCCUGUUGUAGAUCAUGCCGCCAGUGGCGGCCCUUACGGCCGAGGAAACGGUAGCCUAGGGCAGUUCGCCGUUAAGUGACACUGAUUCUCCCCUAUCCAUCUGACCCCUGAGAAAGAGACACGUACCCCGCAGGGUGAAGGGUUGGGAAAGGGGCUAGUGAACUCGGAUCCACCCCGGGAGCGGGGGGAGUGGAAGUUCCCGCCCCGGACAGCGGCGAGGCGACAGCCACAGUUGAUUAUGGAAGCUUCGCACAAGAGUAACUCUCCAGAGACAGCACCUCAACCAAGUUCAGCAGUUCAGGGAGCUCAUAUCUCUCAUAUUGCUCAACAGGGGCUAUGUUAUUUCUCCUGCUGUUUAUCACAAUAUAGCCUAAAGGGACCUUGCUUACGGAAUGUCACACUGGUCGACCAUGCUAACUAGAUGUGCUGAAUAGUAAGUGAUCAGUCUCCAGCCCAGAGAAGGUACUUAAUGUUUGGUGAAUAGAUGUGAAUAGCUCUGAAAUGUGUUUUCUAGUAUUAAGAACUCAGCUAUCUUACGUGCAUAGAUGUCACUAAGAGGAUCUGCGCCAGUGACAAUUGUACCUCUUCCUGGAGAGCAAAUACAGGUUCAGGGGGUCAUCCAGACAGCUCAGUCUUCUGUAAUUCACCCACCACACGUGCAAACGGCAUCAUCCUUAUCAGAAAGUGAGGAGUCUCAAGACUCAUCUGAUAGCAUAGGCUCCUCACAGAAAACCCAUGGGAUUCUAGCACGGCGCCCAUCUUACAGAAAAAUUUUGAAAGACCUAUCUUCUGAAGAUAUACGGGGCAGAAAAGGAGACGGAGAAAACCCUGGAGUCUCUACUGUCACUUCUAUGUCUGUUCCAACUCCCAUCUAUCAGACUAGCACCGGCCAGUACAUUGCCAUUGCCCCAAAUGGAGCCUUACAGCUGGCCAGUCCAGGCACAGAUGGAGUACAGGGACUUCAGACAUUAACCAUGACAAAUUCAGGCAGUUCUCAGCAAGGUACAACAACAAUUCUCCAGUAUGCACAGACCUCUGAUGGACAGCAAAUACUUGUGCCCAGCAAUCAGGUGGUGGUACAGACUGCAUCAGGAGAUAUGCAGACAUAUCAGAUCCGUACCACACCGACUGCUUCUUCGUUGCCACAAACUGUGGUAAUGACAUCGCCUGUGAAUCUUACAUCUCAGACAACUAAGACAGAUGACCCCCAACUGAAAAGAGAAAUAAGGUUAAUGAAAAACAGAGAGGCUGCUCGAGAAUGUCGGAGAAAGAAGAAAGAAUAUGUGAAAUGCCUGGAAAAUCGAGUUGCAGUCCUGGAAAAUCAAAAUAAAACUUUAAUAGAAGAGUUAAAAACUUUGAAGGAUCUUUAUUCCCAUAAAACUGUUUGAUUCUUAGGAAAGAAAUAUUUUUUUGGACUUGCCUAAAAGUUAGAUGGAUUUCUUUUCUUUUUAAUGGAGUUUUAUAAAUUAAAAGGUAAAUGAAGCUUUUUAUUUAGGUUUUUGCAACUCAAAGUUGAAUAUCUCAUGCAAGAGAUCUGGUGACAGAGGACAAAGUGGGAAAUGACCUCGAGGAAGCUACUGGCACAACUGGAAGCUUUAAAACUUAUAUCGAGAGACAGGAAGUGAACUUUUAACAAUUUGAAUUUUCUAAAUAACAGUAGUUGUCAGUAACCCAAAAAUGGCAAAUAAAAUGAAAAUUUGGUAAAAUGAAUUUUUUAAUAUAUCAAUUUAGGUUUGUAUUUCUUACUGUUUCCUGAAAUUUAUCUUUUUCAAUUAUGUGUGUAUGCGUGUGCGUGUAUUCUUAUUUCUGCCAAUAGAUUCUAAAUUACAAGUGUAAAGGAAAAACUAAUACAUAACUAAAUAUAUAAAUUAUGUAUCCUGAUUAUAUACACUUGUUCUAUUGACAUGUCUUUUAAGUGGGAUUUUAAAAGUUUGUUUAUUGGAUUUUAAAGGGGUUUUGAGAAUGAAUUAUUUUUGAAGCCUUGUCCUAAAAGGCAUCUAAGGUACAUGAAUGGAGUUGUGGUGACUUUCUAACAUUUUAUUAGAAUGGAAGAGAACUAUUUAAAAGUUUGACACUUUUAACUACUUAAAAGUUUGACACUUUUAAAUCGUUUGUUUUUGGUUACUCUGGGAAUGGUGAUUUUCUACAAAUAUAUAAUAAAUUGUGUUUUGAUCAUAUGUUCUAUAAGCAGUUGAAUGUACAUUACUUACUCUGUUUUGCUUCAAUAGAAUGGAGUGUUUACAGGCCCUUAAAAUGAUAUUAGAGGGUUUUUUAAACCCUCGACAGAUGCUUACCAAAGUUUUUCCAAGAGGAUUUUAUAAUCAAUUUAAUGUAGGGUUUAUCAAAUUCUAAAAUAGUAUAGUUAUUAAGGCAAUUUUAUGUUAGAGACUAUUUUGUAAUGUAGUGAAUGGUACCUUUAUAAGAAAAGUGACUGCCAAUAUAUUUUUAUAGCUAAUCUUUAUAAAUUCUAAUGUUGGAUUUUUAAUGAUUAUUUAAAAUGUUUAUAUAGUUUGUUUAGUAAAAAAAUAUUUUACAUCUCAAAGUAUCAUUUUUAUAUUAUGGGAAGUAAAGUUUUCAGAUUGGCUAAUAUUUGAAUUGUGGGUUUUAUAUUCAGUUUAAAGUUCAACACCAGUAUUUAACUUCUGUAUUCCAAUUUGUAUACAUUUUGAAACUGUACUGCAAAACAGUUGUGCACUUCUUAUGCAAUAUGUAUUAUAUUGUCUUCUAUAAAUUAAAGGACGUUUGAUACAAUUAAGUUUGCUGAAUGUAAAAUACAAUGAUUGAUAAAUGAAUGCUGAUAGCCAUUCUGUUGAUUAUACUAACUGUUGUGCCUUUUUAGUUUUAAAAUGAAUAUAAAUUUACAGUUCUGGUCUACACAGCCUAUUUUUAAAAUGGAUAUGUUAUAUAUUUUGAUUCAGUCAGAACAUUUUUUGUUCUGCAAGUGUUGAGGACAUAUUAAGGUUUCUGUUAUGUAGAAAUCUUAACCCAACUGAUGAAUUUGUGAUUGAUCACCUGAAUAAUUACCUUAAAGAAGCUUUUCUUGAUGAAAGUUUUCAUGAUAAAGGGAUGUUUUAAAAUGA
Molecule: messenger RNA, 3109 nt
Organism: Choloepus didactylus (southern two-toed sloth)
Lineage: Eukaryota; Metazoa; Chordata; Mammalia; Pilosa; Megalonychidae
Gene: ATF1
Product: activating transcription factor 1
Exons: 10
Coding region: 575-1417 (280 amino acids)
Biological process (GO): regulation of transcription by RNA polymerase II
Cellular component (GO): nucleus; ATF4-CREB1 transcription factor complex
Molecular function (GO): protein binding; DNA-binding transcription factor activity, RNA polymerase II-specific; RNA polymerase II cis-regulatory region sequence-specific DNA binding
Source: RefSeq, a predicted model, not a curated record